UCAACAUAUGGUCACACGAGGGCUUGCGUUAUUUAUUUUCUUGGUUUAAUCCAAUUUUAUUUAAGUUAAUCGAAGCGCACAAUACAGAUAUAAGUGAAAGAUGAAUGUCAUGCUCCGUUGCGCGUUCCUGCUGCUUACCCUGGCCAUUUGCGGCAGCUGGGCCAUCCGAUGCUACCAGUGCUCCUCCGACCAGGAUCGCAAGGGGCACGACAGCUGUGGCGCCUACAAGAGAUUCAACCGCACCGAGCACAUUGCCAUUGAGUGCAACAGCGACGAGAGCCACAUGCCCGGAUCCUUCUGCAUGAAGGUGGUGCAGCAGGGACCUCGAGGAUUUAUCUGGGACGGUCGCUGGCGUCAGGUGAUUCGACGAUGUGCAUCCGUUUCCGAUACCGGAGUGGUUGGCGUCUGUAACUGGGGAGUCUACGAGAACGGAGUGUACUGGGAGGAGUGCUAUUGCUCCAACGACAGCUGCAAUGGCUCCAGCUUAGUUCAAAUGCAUGGAUCCCUGCAGCUUCUUUUGGGCCUUCUGCUAAUUGGCGCUGUCUCUCGAAUCUUUAGAAGUUAAUAGGAAAACCAGGCUUACCCUCAGCACAAACAAAACACAAAAAGUGCCUUUUCGCCACGCUACAUGACAUUUAAGCUAGGAUUGACUUUUGAUAUCAGAAACACAUUCCGUCCACUCUUCCUGUCUAUAUUUAAGUCGAAAAGUUGAAAACAAUUAAUUGUAAAGGUUAACUACUUAUCUAGUUACCCAAACUGUGGCAGGUAAAUUUAAAAGAACCUUAACUAGCUAAAAUAUUUCAAUGAAAAGUAAACAUCAAACAAUUCAAAAAUGAUUUUUCUACAUACUUAAAUCAUAUAAAUUGAUAUGUAGUUUAAUUAAUUUUACAAUUAAUAGAUUUCCCAUAUUUAUUACUACAAUUUACCUGCCAUGCCAGAAUAACACCCACAUAUCCAAACACCAGUAAAUUGUACACACCGAAUCUCGAGUUAAGCACCUGAAAUGGAAAUAUACAGUAUAUUAAGAAUAUUAAACAAUUCAAUUUUCA
Molecule: messenger RNA, 1049 nt
Organism: Drosophila santomea
Lineage: Eukaryota; Metazoa; Arthropoda; Insecta; Diptera; Drosophilidae
Exons: 3
Coding region: 101-565 (154 amino acids)
Biological process (GO): positive regulation of voltage-gated potassium channel activity; regulation of synaptic transmission, cholinergic; sleep
Source: RefSeq, a predicted model, not a curated record